GAUAUACGCUGUUUACGCGGUGUGUCCUCGAUAAAAAAGGUUAUCGUACAGUGUGUAUCCUCGAUCGAAAAGGUACCGUACAAUGUGUCUGUCCUCGACCAAAAGGUUACCGUAAAGUGUGUCAUUUUCUUCGUGUGCAAAUUGAUUUCAAACUCUAGUGUACUAAAGCUGAGUACAGACAUGGGUGAGAGGCGAGGCAAAAUGUGUGUACUUGUUCAACGAUAGGAGGUAAGUUACUGCGGUACAGUGAAUGCAAUGACUGCAGUCAGAAUAGGGGCGGAUCCCAUCGAGGCGUUAGUGGAUGAAAAAGUGUGGAUUACGGUGGACGGUCUGUCCCCCAAUGAACAAGUCACGAUCAAAGCCUCCCUGGAAGAGGAUAACAAGAAGUUCAGUUCCUAUGGGUGCUUCACCUCCACGGAGAGAGGACGGGUGGACCCGGGCACCCAGCCCUCGCUACAAGGCUCCUACACAGGCGUGGAUUCCAUGGGUCUCCUUUGGAGUAUGGACCAGGAACCUUGUCAUGAAAUGCACAUCAGAUUUCAGAAAAGAGACGUGACUACCCCCGUUGUAGUCAACAUUAAAGUGUUUAAAGGACACAUCACCUGGGAUAAUCUGUUUGAUCCGCACCUGAAACCUUUGGCGGAAUCCCAGAUCUACAGACGGUAUAUGGCCAAGAGUGUUCGAAGAGAGAAAGUGAAGCAUGGAAAUAUAAGGGGUGUUCUAUUUACUCCACCUGGUCCAGGACCAUUCCCUGGGGUCAUUGACAUGUAUGGGAGUGGUGGGGGACUAUUUGAACACCGUGCAGCUCUCCUUGCCUCCAGGGGCUUCUGUGUGCUGGCUCUGGCUUUCUUACUUUACGAAGAUCUAACCACAGUAUUUACUGACAUCACAGCAGAUUAUUUCAUAGAGGCUUCGAAAUGGUUCAGUGAUCUUCCUCGGGUACUAUCUACAGGUAUUGGUGUGAUAGGACUGUCCAAGGGCGGAGAGUAUGCUCUAGAAAUGACCCGGCAUUCUUCAACGGUAAAAGCGGUAGUUCUUGUAAACGCUGUUUCAUUUUACAGUGAUGUACCUCUCAAAUUCAGCAAAGGGGACAUUCCAUGCACAGAAUUUCAUUUUGAUGGAAUCGUUCCAACCAAAAACGGACUAGAUUUCCGAAAAGCUCAACAGCCAAGUGACGAUUUCUUUAUAAAGGCUUGGGAAAGUAAUGCGUCCGUUUUGUGUAUUGUGGGAGAAGAUGAUAAUUGCCUUAAUCCUCAGUUAACAGAUCAGUUCCUCAAACUUGUACCCAAAGAACACAAGCACCGGUUCCACGUUAUAAAAUAUCCUGGGGCAGGGCACCUGAUCGAACCACCGUUUGCUCCUCAUUGUGUAGCGUCAUUUCAUAAACAUUUGGGGUGUAUUAUGGAUUGGGGUGGAGAAACUAAACACCAUAGUUACGCACAAGAAGAUUCUUGGAGGCGGAUCUUGCAGUUUUUCACAACUCAUCUUGUGUUUAAUAACUUUGUACAGGAGAAAUGUAAACUCUAGCAAUCUAAUACACCCUCUUUGAUGCCUUUCAUGUGACCUAUGAAAACGUUGGGUGCAGGAAGACAUUCAGUGAUUGUGUUUAGAGGAAUCUUUAAACUUUUUUUUUACCUCAGAGUCUUGGAGGCGGCUAAAAGAUACUCAUGUUCAGUUUUGUUAUUCCCUAUACCGAACAUGUGCUCUCUUGUACUCACAAAUCAAAAAGAUAAAAACUUUGUUUAUAAAAGUGUAUUUGUAAAAAGUGGUGGGAAUUUGUUUCAGAUUUGGAACAAUUUUGAUAAAUUUAGUUCAGUUCUUGUAAAACACGUGUAACGCUUUGUUCUGUACAAGAAGAGUGCGUUUUGAAUGAUCCCGUAUACACCGAGGGGAAAUUAGAACAGUGUCUACACAUCCCGUUUUAUUUACAUUGGAGAAUCCAAGAAGCUGUAAAAAGUGAUCCCUCUUGCAGUGAUAUUAUAAGAAACACAAAUAUAUUUAAGGUCUUUCGAUUAUCGCAUGACGUCAUUGGGAGCAUUCCGGAAUAUUUUACCGUUAUCGGUUAUAAUAUUAGUGUUAUGUGAUGCAUGGUUUUGCCAAUAUUUCUUAAUCUAACUUGUGUUUUACACAUUUUAAGCUAUGAAAAGUAAAAUGACACUAAUUUUUAACAAUUUAUGGAGGGUAGUUUGAGUCGAAGUCGUUGAAUUCAAUGAAAAACUGAUAAAACCGUACAAAGGAAAAGUUGACAGAGACUACAAUUCAUUAUUUUUCACCUGGCAAGGUAAACAUUUCUUUGCAGAUUUCGAUAGGAUAUAGAAUGAGUUACAAAUGUACUAAUAUUCAGUGAGUUUGCACAAUUUAUUCAAAAGUUAUGGACGUUUUAUUUUGCUAAACUGUACUUAUUCAUGGUUGAAAAAUUGUAUCAAAAUUCACUCUAAAUAUGAUGGCUUUCAAACUGGCAAGUUUAAAUGGCUUUUAAAUGUUAAAAUAAAUUAAGUAAAGGAUUGC
Molecule: messenger RNA, 2508 nt
Organism: Magallana angulata
Lineage: Eukaryota; Metazoa; Mollusca; Bivalvia; Ostreida; Ostreidae
Product: peroxisomal succinyl-coenzyme A thioesterase-like
Exons: 8
Coding region: 256-1527 (423 amino acids)
Biological process (GO): acyl-CoA metabolic process; fatty acid metabolic process
Molecular function (GO): fatty acyl-CoA hydrolase activity
Source: RefSeq, a predicted model, not a curated record